AUGGGAGACGUCGUGGUUGCGAGCUCAGCGGCCCUUGCGCCGCCGUACAAAAGGACCACACCUGCACACGCGACCCCGAAUAUCGAUCCUCUGGAAGGAGUUGGAAAUGACUAUGGAGAUGACUAUACUACGCUCAAGAGAUUACAACGACACCUAGAGUAUUUAAACCUUCAAGAGGAAUAUAUCAAGGACGAGCAGAGGAGCUUGAAGCGGGAACUUGUUCGAGCCCAAGAAGAAAUUAAACGCAUCCAAAGUGUUCCCCUUGUCAUAGGCCAGUUCAUGGAGGCUAUCGACCAAAACACCGGUAUAGUACAAUCGUCAACAGGCUCGAAUUAUGUCGUCCGCAUACUAUCUACACUUGACCGCGAACUGUUGAAGCCUUCCUCAUCCGUCGCUCUACAUCGCCAUUCCAACUCCCUCGUCGACAUACUUCCACCUGAAGCUGAUUCUUCCAUUGCUAUGCUUGGCAUUGACGAAAAGCCAGACGUGACAUAUGCGGACGUGGGAGGACUGGAUAUGCAGAAACAGGAGAUUAGAGAAGCCGUCGAACUACCGCUAACGCAUUUCGAUUUAUACAAACAAAUUGGAAUCGACCCUCCGCGCGGUGUGCUUCUAUAUGGACCACCCGGAACCGGCAAAACCAUGCUUGUCAAGGCGGUAGCCAACGGCACAACAGCCAACUUCAUCCGAGUUGUCGGAUCCGAGUUCGUUCAAAAGUACCUAGGCGAAGGUCCUCGAAUGGUCCGCGAUGUUUUCCGCAUGGCCCGCGAAAAUGCCCCAGCCAUCAUCUUCAUCGACGAAAUCGAUGCCAUCGCUACAAAGCGAUUCGACGCUCAAACAGGUGCUGAUCGCGAGGUGCAACGUAUCUUGCUGGAAUUGCUCAAUCAAAUGGACGGCUUCGAUCAGACAAGCAACGUAAAAGUCAUCAUGGCGACCAACCGCGCCGACACGCUGGAUCCUGCACUGCUGCGGCCUGGUCGUCUCGAUCGCAAGAUUGAAUUCCCCUCGCUGCGCGAUCGACGAGAGCGCCGGUUGAUUUUCACCACCAUUGCUUCCAAGAUGUCUCUGUCGCCGGAGGUAGAUCUGGACUCGUUGAUUGUUCGGAAUGAUCCGCUAUCGGGCGCUGUCAUUGCCGCCAUCAUGCAGGAAGCUGGCCUGCGAGCAGUUCGCAAGAACAGAUACAAUAUCAUCCAGUCGGACUUGGAAGACGCUUAUUCGAGCCAAGUCAAGGGAGCACAGGAUGCUGAUAAGUUCGACUUCUACCGCUAA
Molecule: messenger RNA, 1269 nt
Organism: Histoplasma mississippiense
Lineage: Eukaryota; Fungi; Ascomycota; Eurotiomycetes; Onygenales; Ajellomycetaceae
Product: 26S protease regulatory subunit 6B
Exons: 6
Coding region: 1-1269 (422 amino acids)
Biological process (GO): proteasome-mediated ubiquitin-dependent protein catabolic process
Cellular component (GO): proteasome regulatory particle, base subcomplex
Molecular function (GO): ATP binding; ATP hydrolysis activity; proteasome-activating activity
Source: RefSeq, a predicted model, not a curated record